AUGGCGGCGGCAGCGUCUGUGUGCUGGCUGAGGGUUCGCUGCAGGUUUUGCUUGCCGAUGAUGGGUUGGCGGGCAGAUCCAUGUGAACGGGCCCCUAGUUGCAGAUUUUAUUCUGGAAGUGCAGCCCUCCCAAAGGUUGAAGGAGCUGAUGUAACAGGGAGUGAAGAAGUGGUCAUUCCAAAAAGGAAAACUUGGGAUAAAGUGGCCGUUCUUCAGGCACUCGCAUCCACAGUAAACAGGGAUACCACAGCUGCUCCGUAUGCAUUUCAAGAUGAUCCUUACCUCAUACCAACAUCUUCUGUGGAAUCACGUUCAUUUUUAUUGGCAAAGAAGUCUGGGGAGAAUGCAGCAAAGUUUAUUAUUAAUUCACAUCCCAAAUAUUUUCAGAAGGACAUAGCUGAACCACAUAUACCGUGUUUAAUGCCUGAGUACUUUGAAGCUCAGAUUGAAGAUAUAAGCGAAGCCGCCCUGAAGGAACGAAUUAAGCUCAGAAAAGUCAAAGCUUCGGUGGACAUGUUUGAUCAACUCUUGCAAGCAGGAACCACUGUAUCUCUGGAAACAACUAAUAGUCUCUUAGAUUUAUUGUGUUACUAUGGUGACCAAGAGCCCUCAGCUGAUUAUCAUUUUCAACAACGUGAACGAUCAGAAGAGUUGGAAGAGGCCACAGAGGAAAACAAUGAGAAAUCUAAGAAGAAGGCUGGUCCUCAGUUUGGUGUUACUUGGAGAGCAAAAAACAAUGCUGAGAGAGUCUUUGCUCUAAUGCCCGAGAAAAAUGCACAUUCCUACUGCACAAUGAUCCGGGGAAUGGUAAAGCACCGAGCUCCUGUGCAGGCAUUAAAUUUGUAUACAGAAUUAUUAAACAACAGACUUCCUGCUGAUGUAUACACCUUCAAUGCAGUGAUUGAAGCAAAAGCAUUGAUGGUAAAUGAGAAAUUUGAGGAAAAAUGGAAUAACAUACUGGAGCUACUGAAACAAAUGGUUGCACAGAAGGUGAAACCAAAUCUACAGACUUUUAAUACCAUUCUGAAAUGUCUCCGAAGAUUUUAUGCAUUUGGAAGAUUGCCAGCUUUACAGACCUUACGUGAAAUGAAAGCCAUCGGAAUAGAACCCUCGCUUGCAACAUAUCACUAUAUUAUUCAGCUGUUUUAUCAACAUGAAGGCUCUUCAAAAGAAGCACCCCUCAUCAUCUAUGAUAUCAUGAAUGAAGUAAUGGGAAAGAAAUUCUCUCCAAAGGACCCAGAUGACGAUGCAUUUUUUCAGUCAGCCAUGAGAGUUUGCUCAUCUCUCAGAGAUCUAGAACUUGCUUACCAAGUACAUGGGCUUUUAAGCACCGGAGACAACUGGAAAUUCAUUGGACCUGAGCAGCGGCGUAAUUUCUAUUAUUCCAAGUUUUUCAGUUUGCUUUGUCUAAUGGAACAAAUUGAUGUCACUUUGAAGUGGUAUAAGGACCUGAUACCUUCAGUCUUCUUUCCCCAUUCUCAAACAUUGAUUCAUCUUCUCCAAGCAUUGGAUGUGGCCAGCCGGCUAGAAGUGAUUCCUCAAAUUUGGAAAGAUAGUAAAGAAUAUGGUCACACUUACCGCAAUGACCUGAAAGAAGAGAUUCUGAUGCUCAUGGCAAGGGAUCAGCACCCACCAGAGCUUCAGGUGGCGUUUGCUGACUGUGCUGCAGAUAUCAAAUCUACUUACGAAAACCAAGAUGCUAGACAGACUGCUCCUGAUUGGCCAGCCAACUCUCUGAACUGUAUAGCUGUCCUCUUUUUAAGGGCUGGGAGAACCCAGGAAGCCUGGAAAAUGUUGGGGCUUUUCAGGAAACAUAAUAAGAUCCCUAGAAAUGAGUUGCUGAAUGAGUUUAUGGACAGUGCAAAAGCAUCCAGUAGCCCUGCCCAGGCCAUUGAGAUAGUGAAGUUGGCGAGUGCCUUCAGCUUACCUAUUUGUGAGGGCCUCACCCAGAGAGUAAUGGCUGACUUCGCAGUCAGCCAGGAGCAAAGGGAAGCCCUGGGAAACCUGACCGCAUUGACCAGUGACAGUGACAGUGACAUCAGUGAAGGCAAAUAGAAGAGGGUGAAUCAGGAGCAGCUGUGGCCUAGCAUAGCUGCUAUAAUGACACUGAGAACUGAGAUGUUACUAACCAUGAUAUGAAGAAAACAUGGCAGUAAUACACAUUUGGUGAACUUUGAAGUAGAGUUGAAUACAACACUGACUUAUUUAGGUUCAAUUCUUAAUUUGAGACUAAACCAUCCAUUCAAGGUUUACUGUUUAAACAGAAGCAGCAUUACCAUUUUCAUUUCUUUAGACACACGUUUUGCGGUACAGAGCUCCUGAUUUCAGCAUAAGCUCUGCACACCUGCAGUGUUUGUCAGCUGCCUUCACACUUGUCAUCAGUGUGGUUUGCCCUUCCCUGUUGUGGACUUAAGCCUUCGUUGGCUGAUGCUGUGAUACUGGUACUUCCUUGAUCUUAGAGAAGGUGUCUAAAAGAAGUUUCCAUUACAUCACAAUUGAUAUUGGGUCAGUAGUAUCCCAAUUUCAGGGAUAUUUAGAUAUGAAAAAUUGUGCAUCUUAGAAUUGAUUAAAUGACAAUGGCAGGAGUUCAGGCUGCAAAGCUGGGAAAAUGAAGACUGUAAAUAAAUAUGUAAUUAAUGUA
Molecule: messenger RNA, 2641 nt
Organism: Ceratotherium simum simum (southern white rhinoceros)
Lineage: Eukaryota; Metazoa; Chordata; Mammalia; Perissodactyla; Rhinocerotidae
Gene: PTCD3
Product: pentatricopeptide repeat domain 3
Biological process (GO): mitochondrial translation
Cellular component (GO): mitochondrion
Molecular function (GO): ribosomal small subunit binding; rRNA binding; protein binding
Source: RefSeq, a predicted model, not a curated record